AUGUCUCUCUCUAACAAGCUCACUCUGGACAAGCUGGACGUGAAGGGCAAGCGGGUGGUGAUGAGAGUGGACUUCAAUGUUCCUAUGAAGAACAACCAGAUAACAAACAAUCAGAGAAUCAAGGCUGCCAUCCCAAGCAUAAAAUUCUGCUUGGAUAAUGGAGCCAAGUCAGUUGUUCUUAUGAGCCACCUGGGUCGGCCUGAUGGUGUCCCCAUGCCUGACAAGUACUCUUUGGAGCCAGUUGCUGUAGAACUCAAAUCUCUGCUGGGCAAGGAUGUUUUAUUCUUGAAGGAUUGCGUGGGGCCCGAAGUGGAGAAAGCUUGUGCUGCCCCAGCUGCUGGGUCUGUCAUCCUGUUGGAAAACCUUCGGUUUCAUGUGGAAGAAGAAGGGAAGGGAAAAGAUGCUUCUGGGAACAAGGUUAAAGCUGAGCCAGCUAAAAUAGAAGCCUUCCGAGCUUCACUUUCCAAGCUAGGGGAUGUCUAUGUCAAUGAUGCUUUUGGCACUGCUCACCGAGCUCACAGCUCUAUGGUUGGUGUCAAUCUGCCACAGAAAGCUGGAGGUUUCUUGAUGAAGAAGGAACUGAACUACUUUGCCAAGGCGUUAGAAAGCCCAGAGCGACCCUUCCUGGCCAUCCUGGGCGGAGCUAAAGUUGCAGACAAGAUCCAGCUGAUUAAUAAUAUGCUGGACAAAGUCAAUGAGAUGAUUAUCGGUGGUGGAAUGGCUUUUACCUUCCUUAAGGUGCUCAACAACAUGGAGAUUGGCACUUCUCUGUUUGAUGAAGAGGGAGCCAAGAUUGUCAAAGACCUGAUGUCCAAAGCUGAGAAGAAUGGUGUGAAGAUUACCUUGCCGGUUGACUUUGUCACUGCUGACAAGUUUGAUGAGAAUGCCAAGACUGGCCAAGCCACUGUGGCUUCUGGCAUACCUGCUGGCUGGAUGGGCUUGGACUGUGGUCCUGAGAGCAGCAAGAAGUACGCUGAGGCUGUCAACAGGGCUAAGCAGAUUGUGUGGAAUGGACCUGUGGGCGUAUUUGAAUGGGAAGCUUUUGCCCGAGGGACCAAAGCCCUCAUGGAUGAGGUGGUGAAAGCCACUUCCAGGGGCUGCAUCACCAUCAUAGGUGGUGGAGACACUGCCACUUGCUGUGCCAAAUGGAACACAGAGGAUAAAGUCAGCCAUGUGAGCACCGGCGGUGGUGCCAGUUUAGAGCUCCUGGAAGGUAAAGUCCUUCCUGGGGUGGAUGCUCUCAGCAAUGUUUAA
Molecule: messenger RNA, 1254 nt
Organism: Pipistrellus nathusii (Nathusius's pipistrelle)
Lineage: Eukaryota; Metazoa; Chordata; Mammalia; Chiroptera; Vespertilionidae
Source: the annotation of a GenBank genome assembly